Messenger RNA from Linepithema humile (Argentine ant), 959 nucleotides. Its product is annotated as THAP domain-containing protein 1-like. The record is from RefSeq and is a predicted model, not a curated record. Lineage: Eukaryota; Metazoa; Arthropoda; Insecta; Hymenoptera; Formicidae.
AUUCGCGUCGCAUGCCCCAACAGUGGCCCCUAGUGCUCUUACUAGAGCACUAGGAGCCACUUCUAGUAAGAGCACUAGGGGCCACUUUUUCCAACGUCGGUUAACUACAGCGUAUGCACAUGUGAUACCCGGCGUGGUGAUACAAAUUGAUAAUAUUGUAAAAAUUCUUGAAAGAUGCCGAGUAGUUGUUGCAUUCUAAAAUGCAAAAAUACUACAAAAGAUGGUUUUCAUUUAUUUAGAUUUCCAUUGAAUCGUCCAGACAUUUUAAAAAUGUGGAUGAAUGCCAUUGGAAGAGACGGUUUUGAACCCACAAAAUAUCAUUUAAUCUGUAGUGCUCAUUUCAUAGAUACAGAUUUUAUGGAAAGACCUAAUGCAAGUGGCGUACGUUUAAAAAAUCUUGCUGUACCUUCGGUAUUUUGUGAAACUCCAGCUCCUACCGUUAAUUCUAUUCCUGAGGAUGUUACAACAAUUAAGACUUCUUCAAUUGAGUUUGAUACUACUCCUGCUUCUGCAUCUGCUGUGAUGCCAGCAACUGCAUGGAAAAUAAGUAUAUUGAAACCAAGAGAAGAAAAUUCAACAUUUUCAAUUCCAUCGCCGAGUACAAGUGCUACUGAUACCAUCAAAAUAAACAUGCGAAAACCGAGAAAAGUCAUGGCCAAUUCACUUUUAAAAUUGAAGAAGCAGGAAAUGAGUCCACGGAAAAAGUUAAUGUGGAGAACGAUCAAGUCAUUAAAGCAAAAGCUAAAAAGAAAAGAAGAAAAAAUACAUUCUUUGGAAAACUUAUUAAAAACUCUAAGGUAUGGCAACAAAUUAUAAAUAUGUUUUAAAGCAGUAUAUAUAUUAAAUUAGUCUGCGUUGGUAGAAAGGGCCCUUUGUGCAAAUGAUGUUGUAAAAUAUGAAAAUGUUUAAAAUUAUAAAAUUAUAUACAUUUUAUUAAUGUAAAUUGUAUAAACACUAAA